Messenger RNA from Durusdinium trenchii, 384 nucleotides. The record is from the annotation of a GenBank genome assembly. NCBI's taxonomy places the organism in Eukaryota, Dinophyceae, Suessiales, Symbiodiniaceae.
AUGAAAAACAUACAUGAAGGACUUUGCAAGAGAUGUUCUAACAAAAACUCCGCGCCCUACCACUCGUCUGCCGCGCUGGCUCAGUUUCCGGAUGACGACCGCUUCAAGAUCUACAAGGUCUUCAAGAAGCAUGUGAUCUCCAGUGCAGAUAUCACCCGGGGCGGCACCAAGACCAGCGCCAGUGGACUUGUGACCUCAAAGGCAGGUAAGAAGGCCAUUAGUGAUAACAUCGAUGCCCACAUUGCGGAAUUGGAGUCUGACAUCAAGAAGGAGGGCAGGUCCAAACCUACUGGUCCCAAGAAUGGGAAUCACAAAGACAAGAAGAAAGAUGAGAACAAGGAACUUCAGAAAGACAUAAAAGCGUUCCUCAUUCCCAAUCUAUAG